AUAGGAAUCAAACCACUAUCUUGUUGUGACGUCAACAUCCUUUAAAUUGGCUUACAGAAAACAAAAUGGCGGAAGCUGCAGUGGAGAGGACAAACAGUGAUAGUAUAUUUUUCUGUCAUCAGUGUAUGAGGGAAGUUCUGCGAAACAUUUCGGAUUACACAUGCUCCAGAUGUAACAGUGGUUUCAUUGAAGAAAUGGAAAGUAGACCUCCGCCUUCAUCUACAAAUGCCCUCAGUUCCGAUCCUGUUACACAGAUGUCAGAGUUGAAUAGAUCACUACUGGGUCCAAGACAGUUGUACCUGGGUCGGCCUAGUAUUCAGAAUUCUGAUGAUGUUUAUAUGGAGCACAGUGAGGAAGAAGAAAUGAGAGGCAUUGUACCAAGCGCUGUAUUUCAUUUUAACACAGGAGAUUUACAUCAAGCUCCUAACCUACAAGGAAUAAUCAACUAUGUAAUACAACGCCUUGGCAGCGAUAUUGCUGGACGUAAUCCUGUAAUUUUACACAGUAAUCCUGGAGACUAUGCUUGGGGAGCUGGUGGUCUUGAUGCUAUUAUAUCUCAGCUUCUAAAUCAUUUGGAAGGUACUGGUGCUCCACCUGCUCAAAAGGAAAAAAUAGAAAGCCUUGAAAAAAUCCAAAUUGAUCAGACUCACAUUGAAAAAACCCUACAGUGUUCUAUUUGUAUGGAUGACUUUGAACUUGGCAUAGAAGUAAGGAAGCUUCCCUGUGAUCAUCUUUACCACUCAGAUUGUAUUAUUAAGUGGUUAGAAAUGCAUGGAACUUGCCCCGUUUGUAGAAAAGACCUAAAUGGAUUAGACACUUCAAGAAAUGAAGAUACCCUUGAAAACUCUAACUUCACCACACCUGUAGCAGAAAAUAAUGAAAUGCAUGCAAGUGCUGCUUCUUCUUCAUCAAUUUCCAAUGGACCAUCUACGUCAUCAUCAUUCUUGUAACAUCCUACAAAUUGGUUUUUUUUUUCCCUCUAAAACAAAUUCUUUCCUUGUAAAAGUCCAUUUUUAGAUAAUCAAAUCAGAUUAGCUGCAGAUGAAUACCAAUUAGAUCUAUUUGUGAUCAUUUUUAUUUUAUUUUUGUAAAAUAAAAAAUUAUUUUUGAACUUCAAUAAAAACACCUUGAAAUUAAGGUUUAAAUGUUAAGUAAAAUGUGGUUACAAUGCCAUAAAACCUGAAGUUUAAAAAACAACACAAUGGGGAUACAUUAAUCUGAUAGUUAGUAAAACUUGCUCUAUAAGUAGAACAUGGAAUCCUGUAUCUAAUGUAUAAUAUAAAUUAACAAUUAUGUGCAUUAAAUUUUUUUAAAUAGGGUAAUAAGCAAAUAUGAAACUAUUACAAUUUUUCCUUUAUUUUGAAGAACAUUAAUUUUACAUUGAUAUUUCAUAGAAAUUUAUAGUUUGCUCUGGAAUAUUUGGAAAAUAUCCUUCAUUUGUUGUCAGAAGCAUUGCUAUGAACCAUGUUACUGAUUGAAAAAUAACUUAUUUGAUGAUCUGUUACAUCUCUGAAUUUGAUAUUUAUAAUUAUUCCCCUCUACAUUCAUAAUAUCGUAUUUUAGAAAUUAAGACAAGUUUUUAUUCUCAUAUGUUAAAAGUUAAGUUUCAUUUAUUAGUAAUAUUGUAAAUUAAACUUAAAUCAUUAUUAAUUAUAAGUAACACUAAUGUUGAAACAAGUGAUAUUUUGUUUUCCUUUCAAGACUUAUAAAGUUGACUCCUGCAAAACAUGUACCGAGUUCAUGAAAUGAAUAAAAAAUGUUUAGAAGUGAUUGUUUUAUAAAAUAUAUAAAAAUUGUUUUUAAGAAGUUAAAGCAUAUACACAUAUUUUAUCCAAAAUCUGUUUUAUAAAUAUAUGGCACUUUUAUUUUACUUGUAUUGAGCAGUGGUAUUUGAUUACGCUCAUAUUUAACUCGUAUUAUUAACAAACACUUUAAAAUAGCACCCUUAAUUAAAAAACUUUUUGUUUGAUAGGUUUUGGUAUAACAAUAAGAAGCAGAAAUGCCAAAAUAUACAAUUAAUGUAUGCUG
Molecule: messenger RNA, 2028 nt
Organism: Physella acuta
Lineage: Eukaryota; Metazoa; Mollusca; Gastropoda; Physidae
Product: E3 ubiquitin-protein ligase RNF126
Biological process (GO): protein ubiquitination
Cellular component (GO): cytoplasm
Molecular function (GO): ubiquitin protein ligase activity
Source: RefSeq, a predicted model, not a curated record